CUUGAAGCGAGCAGGAUGACCCCCCAGUGACGGACAGGCCCAUGUCUGACAGUCCAGGCACGCCACCCAGCACGCAGCCAGCCCCGCUCCAGUAACCCGGCGAAGCGCGCCCCGACAGCUUCCAGCGCUGUGUCCUCAUCCGCAGUCAAGAUGGAGUGCGUGUGGAAGCCAGACGAGCAAGGACUUCAGCAGAUUUUACAGCUGCUCAAGGAGUCCCAGUCGCCGGACACGUCCACGCAGAGAUCCGUGCAGCAAAGACUGGAGCAGCUUAACCAGUUUCCAGACUUCAACAACUACCUGAUAUUUGUUCUGACCAAGCUCAAAUCCGAAGAUGAGCCGACACGCUCCCUGAGUGGCCUGAUACUGAAAAACAAUGUCAAAGCCCACUAUCAGAACUUCCCCAACGGCGUUUCUGAUUUCAUAAAGAGAGAGUGCCUGGAAAACAUUGGAGACUCCUCGGCCCUCAUCCGCGCCACAGUGGGUAUUCUCAUCACCACCAUUGCGUCAAAGGGAGAGCUACAAAAUUGGCCUGACCUUUUGCCCAAGCUUUGCCUGCUGCUGGAUUCUGAGGACUACAACACUUGCGAGGGGGCCUUUGGAGCCCUCCAGAAGAUCUGCGAGGACUCCGCUGAGAUCCUGGACAGCGACAUGCUGGAUCGGCCUCUGAACGUCAUGAUCCCCAAGUUCCUGCAGUUCUUCAAGCACAGCAGCCCCAAGAUCAGGUCCCAUGCCAUCGCCUGUGUGAACCAGUUCAUCAUCAGCCGGACUCAGGCGCUCAUGCUGCACAUCGACUCCUUCAUUGAGAACUUGUUUGCGCUGGCGGCAGACGAGGAGCCUGAGGUGCGCAAGAACGUGUGCAGGGCUCUCGUGAUGCUGCUGGAAGUCCGUCUGGACCGACUGCUGCCUCACAUGCACAACAUCGUCGAGUACAUGCUCCUGAGGACGCAGGACCAAGACGAGAACGUGGCGCUGGAGGCCUGCGAGUUCUGGCUCACCCUGGCGGAGCAGCCUGUGUGCAAGGAGGUGCUGUGCGGCCAUCUUUCCCAGCUCUCGCCGGUGCUCGUCAACGGGAUGAAGUACUCCGAGAUCGACAUCAUCAUGCUCAAGGGUGACAUCGAGGAGGAUGAGGCCAUUCCCGACAAUGAGCAAGACAUCCGGCCGCGCUUCCACCGCUCCCGCACCGUCGCCCAGCAGCACGAGGGCGAUGGGAUCGAGGAUGAAGAUGACGACGACGACGAGCUGGACGAUGACGAUACCAUCUCGGAUUGGAACCUGCGUAAAUGCUCAGCGGCGGCGCUGGACCUGCUGGCCAACGUGUUCAGGGACGACCUGUUGCUGCACCUUCUGCCGCUCCUCAAGGAGCUGCUCUUCCAUCCCGAGUGGGUGGUGAAAGAGUCCGGGAUCCUCGUGUUGGGCGCCAUUGCUGAAGGAUGCAUGCAGGGAAUGAUCCCGUACCUGCCCGAGCUGAUUCCCCACCUCGUCCAGUGUCUGUCAGACAAGAAAGCCCUGGUGCGCUCCAUCACCUGCUGGACGCUGAGCCGCUACGCCCACUGGGUCGUCAGCCAGCCACCCGACGUCUACCUGAAGCCGCUCAUGACCGAGCUUCUCAAGCGCAUCCUGGACAGCAACAAGCGUGUGCAGGAAGCCGCUUGCAGUGCCUUUGCCACCUUGGAGGAGGAGGCUUGUACUGAACUUGUGCCCUACCUGGCGUUCAUCCUGGACACGCUGGUGUUCGCUUUCAACAAAUACCAGCACAAAAACCUCCUGAUACUGUACGACGCCAUCGGGACUCUCGCAGACUCAGUGGGACACCAUCUAAAUAAACCGGAAUACAUCCAGAUGUUGAUGCCUCCGCUCAUCCAGAAAUGGAACCAGCUGAAAGAUGAAGACAAAGACCUCUUCCCUUUAUUAGAAUGUUUGUCCUCAGUAGCGACGGCCCUGCAGAGCGGCUUCCUGCCCUACUGCGAGCCCGUGUACCAGCGUUGCGUUAACCUUGUCCAGAAGACUCUCGCUCAGGCCAUGCUUUACCAGUCCCAGCCAGACCAGUACGAGGUGCCCGACAAAGACUUCAUGAUCGUGGCUUUGGAUCUCCUCAGUGGCCUGGCCGAGGGUUUGGGAGGCACCAUUGAGCAGCUUGUCGCCCGCAGCAACAUCCUCACGCUCAUGUACCAGUGCAUGCAGGACAAAAUGCCCGAAGUGCGUCAGAGUUCCUUCGCCCUGCUGGGGGAUCUGACCAAGGCGUGUUUCCAGCACGUCAAACAGUGCAUUGCUGACUUUAUGCCAAUACUAGGCACCAAUCUAAACCCCGAGUUUAUAUCCGUGUGCAACAAUGCAACAUGGGCAAUCGGAGAGAUAUCCAUACAAAUGGGGCCUGAAAUGCAGCCUUACGUUGCCAUGGUGCUGCACCAGCUGGUGGAGAUCAUUAACAGGCCCAACACGCCAAAGACCCUUCUGGAAAACACAGCAAUAACAAUUGGUCGUCUUGGUUACGUUUGUCCUCAAGAGGUGGCACCCAUGCUACAGCAGUUUAUAAGACCCUGGUGUACUUCCCUGCGAAAUAUAAGAGACAAUGAGGAGAAAGACUCGGCAUUCCGAGGAAUGUGCACGAUGAUCAGCGUCAACCCGGGAGGUGUCGUGCAGGAUUUUAUCUUCUUUUGCGAUGCGGUGGCCUCCUGGGUCAACCCGAAAGAAGACCUGCGAGACAUGUUCUACAAGAUCCUUCAUGGCUUCAAGAACCAGGUUGGCGAAGAGAACUGGAGCCGCUUUUCAGACCAGUUCCCCAUGCCGCUCAAAGAGCGUCUGGCCAGCUUCUACGGGGUGUAACAGUGGGGUCCUUGACGCGGGGAGACAACAUAGGGAAACCUCUUUUACCCAGGGAACAUGUCAACCCUUUACUAGGGGGGGGAAGUCUGCCUG
Molecule: messenger RNA, 2916 nt
Organism: Entelurus aequoreus (snake pipefish)
Lineage: Eukaryota; Metazoa; Chordata; Actinopteri; Syngnathiformes; Syngnathidae
Gene: tnpo1
Product: transportin 1
Exons: 25
Coding region: 151-2823 (890 amino acids)
Biological process (GO): protein import into nucleus
Cellular component (GO): nucleus; cytoplasm
Molecular function (GO): small GTPase binding; nuclear import signal receptor activity
Source: RefSeq, a predicted model, not a curated record